CCGAGAGGUGCAAACCAAAUUUACAAAAUGUAAAACACUUUUACAAAGUUUAAGACAAAUUUACAUUUUGGAAAACAUUUUUACAUAUCACAAAACAAAAUUACAAGUUCUGAAACAAAUUUACAUUUCAGAAAACAAUUUAACAAGACGCAAAACACUUUUACAAUCUCCGACACAAAUUUACAAGUGGGGAAACACUUUUGCAAGUUCCGAAACAAAUUAACAAAUGAAAAUCAACCGGAAAGGGAAUGUCCCAACUCCGGGGUUGAACCGUAAGUGAUAGCGAAGAUCGGCCAAUACGAGUUAUUGCUGUUGUUGAAGUUGAUGGAGUUUAUCGUGACCCAAGAUGGACAGCGAGCGGGUGAUGUUCUGCCCAUUUUGUGGGGAGCACAUGAGCCGCUUAACGCGGUUUUGUUUUUCGUGUGGUCGGUCUUUGGAGUUUUUAAAUGGGGCAGACAAAACGAAUGCACAGGAGACGUCCCAACCACCUGUUAAUGCUAAACAGGGAGAAAAAUCGUGUCCAUCAUAUAAGCAUUUCCUGGAGUACAGAAGCUCCAAGUCAAAGGAGCGUCAGUCUUGUAACUACGGGCCGAGAGGAAGACCUCGGGCUAAAGAACGAAAACACGUCCAGAUAAACAUUGGGUUGAUGGUGCCAAAUAGAGAUGAUGGAACUGAUUUAAAACCUCUAAGAGGGAAAACACUCCCGUUAUUUGUUGACCCAGAGGUCGAAGCACCUGAUCUUCUCAAGCAAGCUGUAAAGAAGAUGAGAACAUUCAACAAAGACAUGCAAGAAGGACCAUAUGUCCUUUUGUAUGCAGACUGCUCAGAGGUGGUCCAUGUGCCUGGGUCGGAAAAGCCGUUCAAACUGGAUGAUUAUAAAAGGGAACUUGGGAGGCCAUACGGCAGGAUCACCUUUUUCAUUUGCCUGGAAACACAUUUUAAAGGAGCAGUGGGUGAUACCUCAGACUCUGAUGGCGAUUCUGAAAUUAUCAUCACAUCAAGGAGCACAGCUGAAUUUAACCGAGCUGACACUGUGGUUUUUGAACCACGAAACCAAAGUACUCCCAAACACAAAACUGAAGAUGAAAGGUCAGUACAUUUUAGCAUCUUGCCUUUAUGA
Molecule: messenger RNA, 1120 nt
Organism: Acanthochromis polyacanthus (spiny chromis)
Lineage: Eukaryota; Metazoa; Chordata; Actinopteri; Pomacentridae
Exons: 6
Coding region: 347-1120 (257 amino acids)
Source: RefSeq, a predicted model, not a curated record